CCGGAAGCCGCGGCGCAGAUGGAAGCGUCCUGGGCUUUCGGGGCGGGAGGGCUUCCGGCCGCGGGGCUGGGGGGCCGGGCGGUGAACGCGCGGCUGGGGCCUCUGGGUGGCAGAGGGGCCGCGGGGCGGCCGGUGGUCGCGCGGGGUCCGGCGCCGGGUCCUCGGCCUCCCUCCCCGGGGACUGCCCUCCGACCUCUGCGUCCGACCGGGCUGGGCGCGGGGCGUCGUUCUCGAAGCGUCAGAGGCGUCUCGGCUCCUGGACGUGCGGAGGUCAGCCCAGCCUGGGCGUGGGCUGUCGUCGCCGGCUGCAGGAUGAACUGUCGCUCGGAGGUGCUGGAGGUGACGGUGGAGGGCCGGCAGGUGGAGGAGGCCAUGCUGGCCGUGCUGCACACGGUGCUGCUCCAUCGCAGCACGGGCAAGUUCCACUACAAGAAGGAGGGCACUUACUCCAUCGGCACCGUGGGCACCCAGGACGUCGACUGUGACUUCAUCGACUUCACCUACGUGCGCGUCUCCUCGGACGAGCUGGACCGGGCCCUGCGCAAGGUGGUUGGGGAGUUCAAGGAAGCGCUGCGCAACUCUGGCGGGGACGGGCUGGGGCAGAUAUCCCUGGAGUUCUACCAGAAGAAGAAGUCCCGCUGGCCUUUCUCGGACGAGUGCAUCCCGUGGGAGGUGUGGACGGUCAAGGUGCACGUGGUGGCGCUGGCCACGGAGCAGGAGCGGCAGAUCUGCCGCGAGAAGGUGGGCGAGAAGCUGUGCGAGAAGCUCAUCAACAUCGUGGAGGUGAUGAACCGGCACGAGUACCUGCCCAAGAUGCCCACGCAGUCGGAGGUGGACAAUGUGUUCGACACGGGCCUGCGGGACGUGCAGCCCUACCUCUACAAGAUCUCCUUCCAGAUCACUGAUGCGCUGGGCACCUCGGUCACCACCACCAUGCGCAGGCUCAUCAAGGACACUCUUGCCCUCUAGGCCGCCCUGGGGCCAGUGGAGCUGCUCGGGACUGGGCUGGGAGCCCCUGGGCUCUGGGACCUGUGUGCCCUCUCGAUGGGCAGUUGCCAGCCUCCGCUGCUGCCACGGCUGGUCCAGGCCUGCCUGCUGCCCUGGCCCCGCAGCCCGGGCAGGCCCCUCCACCUUCCCUGUGUGGAAGAGCACCGCGGCACUGGUAAAUAAAGUUGUGAGUGUGACUUUG
Ochotona curzoniae (black-lipped pika) is the source of this 1189-nucleotide messenger RNA. RefSeq names its product autophagy-related protein 101. Gene Ontology annotation, cellular component: phagophore assembly site. NCBI's taxonomy places the organism in Eukaryota, Metazoa, Chordata, Mammalia, Lagomorpha, Ochotonidae. Bases 19 to 969 code for a protein of 316 amino acids. The record is from RefSeq and is a predicted model, not a curated record. Gene Ontology annotation, biological process: autophagy; autophagosome assembly. The transcript has 3 exons.